UCAAAAAUGUUUCAGAAAGGGCUUUAGCUCACAUGAGAUUCAUGGUUCUACCGCCUCCCAUUGCGCAUGGCAUUUAUUAUCUUAUAAAACAUAAUCACUAUUGCCUUUCCGAACAACGCAUUAUUUGGGAGGUUGUAUUAUUUCAUUUUUAUUAUUAGAUUACUUAACGGGUUCAGCAAAAUAAGUGAUAAUAUAUUGGUUGAGGCUGUCGAAAACGAUGAUUUAUUAUAAACUGAGAAUUUACCCAACUCAAAGGAGACGUCUAAAUAACGCGCUAAAUAAAAUUGCGUUAGACGUUUAAAUAACGUCCAGUGCAAUGCUUCAGUAACAGUUCAACGAAAGGUUUCUGCAAUGUUUCAGCAAAACGUUUCAGUGACACGUUUCUGAGUGGGGACAUUUGCAGUUACAUAAAGAUUUCUGAAACAUAUAGGUAGUGCAGGUAACUGAAACGUUUCGGGAUUUUAAUAUACGUUUCUGAAGCGAAAAAUUGUUUAGCGGGUUAUUACGCCGCCUGUGCGAUUGUGGAAUUUCAAAGCCACAUUUUAUCUUAUUUUAAAUAUAUUAGCCGCAAUGUACGAAAUCCGACAAUGUCUAGGCUUUAUUCACUGACCAACUCGCCAAGCACUUUGUAGAAUGCCUAGACAUUAGCGUACUUAGCGUAUUAAAAUAUCAUGGACUAACUGAACAGUCCAGUCACGAACAUGGUUCUCCGUUCGGGUGGGUUCUGUUAUGCUCGAAUUUCGAAUCCUAUAUCAUAACAAUAAUGCAGUAUUGGCACAAAUUGGAGCAUUAGCCAUGUUGCCUACCUACACAUGUUACAAAAUAAUAUUUUUUUUCGCACGAAAUAAUCGCAAAUAAAAACUAUGUUAUAUUAAAGAUUUCUGACACCUGUUCAAUCAGGAAGGAAAAAAAUGAACCCGCUGCACCGCUUAAAAGCACAUUGACUAACGCUUACGGCAUUUUGCAGAUUGCCCAAAGUAGAUGCGAUUCAGUGAAAUGCCUGGCGAGUUGGUCAGUUUGCAGAACGCAUAGGCAUUUUGCACAUUGCCGGUAACAUAUAUAUACGAGUGACUUACUGCGCCGGUGCGUUGGGUUGGCGCACCAUCUCUACUGCAAAAAACUUUUCACAUUUUGUUAAACGCUGCGCGAGCGCAGGUACUCUAUUCUUGACCGGAGUUCCGUCUGAUUGUCUCCGUCGUUAUUUAUCAGACAUCCGCGGUACUUGAACUAUUUAACCUGCUCCAGACUCACAUCUCUGACUGUCACAGUAGCCGUUUUAUUAUGCUGUUUGCCUAUUACCAGAAUCUUGGUUUCCUUGAUAUUAAGAUCUAGUCCUGCUCCGGCGUGACCCGAUCGAGUACAAACUGUAAAUCUUCCUCAUUGGAGGCCAGAAGUACCGUGUCAUCCGCAAACGCAAAUUGUUUAUGACUUCGCCAUUUACUAUAAUGCCCUCCAAUCCUUCAGAGAUUGCCUUCCUGAAUAUUCUUUUUGAGUAAAUAAAUAGUAAUGGCGAUAAAAUACAUUCUUGCCUAACACCUCACUUGAUGUUCAUUGAUUCUGAGUUUGUUUUAUCUAUUCUUACUACUGCGGUUUAAUGCCAGUAUAAAUCCGCGAUUAUGCGAACAUCUUUCCCCUCCAAUCCAAUAUCUUUUUAGACUUCUAUAAUACAAUACAUAGUCAGUACAGUAUACAAGGAUACAAACAGAAAUUUAUUCGUUUAGUUUGUUGCAAAAAAUAGGACUGUUUUUUAAAUUUGGUUAAAAACUAUUAAUAAAUGCGUAGAAAGUAGAAAUUGACUUCUACCGAAAAUGCGCUUUUAUAUGAAUGUUCGUAUUGAAAACAGCCAAUAAUUAUUCACCAUUAAAAGAUACAUUUUGUGUGAAAGUGACACAUACGACGUACGAAAAAGAAAUUUUUAGUAGACUAUUGAAAAUGUCUGGUCCUACCUUCACGAUUGGCCCACAUAUUACUCAACAACGCAGAUUUGAAUGGAGAGCGUUUGUAUGUUUUGGACAUUAAGAGUGACAACUCAUGAAGAAGUUUUUGCACCAAUACAUACAGAAUUUUUUUUAUGUAAUGUUCUAGGAAAUUUUUUAGCUCAAAUGAGCCCAAUAAAAAUGCGUUCAAUAUAGGUCCUUAUCGAAAUUUACAGAAAAUAAAUCUCAUUUUCUUUUCAAACGUGAUAGUCGUAGCUCGAUAUUUGGAACACUUAAGAAGCCAGAAGCCAAUUAUAACGUCUGGUUUCCCAGAGUUUUAUUUCGCAUUGUGCAGUUCACGUGCAAUAUAGCCGGUUGAUCAAAACGCCGUCGAAACGAAACCUUGAUUCGUCUACUACCUAUAACCUUCUGCCAUGAUUACAUCUUAAAUCAUAAAAAUAUUAGUAUUAGCAAAGCGUGACGAGGCCACAGAAUAAUCUAAAUUGCUUAUAACGCAUCAAAAUGGCCAUCCUAAAAUCCUUUUUGGAAUUAAACCGCCCUUUCAAAGUUAUUUGCAAAAGGUGUUUGAAUAGUUCCGCGCAAUUUACGGACGUUCUAACUAGUGAGACAUGCGAAGUUGGUGAGAGUGCUCAAAUCAAGAAAAUCAAACCUUACGAGGAUAUUCCUGGACCUAAACCCUUGCCACUAUUAGGCAAUAAUUGGCGGUUUAUCCCUUACAUCGGCGAUUUCCAAAUAGAACACAUUGAUAAGGUGUCCAAGAAACUGUACACGAAAUAUGGAAAACUUGUCAAAGUCGGUGGAUUGUUUGGGAGACCAGACAUGCUGUUUUUGUUUGAUCCUGAUGAGAUCGAGAAAGUUUUCAGAAAGGAAGAUGCUCUGCCCUUAAGGCCGUCAAUGCCGAGCUUAAACUAUUACAAACACAAUUUGAGGAAAGAGUUUUUUGGAGAUUUGGGGGGAGUGAUAUCAGUGCACGGACAAAAUUGGCAGAAGUUCCGAUCAAAAGUCAAUCAGAUCAUGCUCCAACCCAGAUCUGCUAAAAUGUAUGCUCAAGUCAUCUUAGAAACAGCCGAGAAAUUUGUAGAAAGAAUUGGUGGUCUGAGGAAUGAUGCUUCCGAAAUGCCUGACAAUUUUCUGAACGAAAUUCAUCGUUGGUCAUUGGAAUCGUUGGCCAGAAUUGCAUUGGACAUCAAAAUGGGAUGUUUAGAAGAGCACCCUCCAGCUGAUACUCAACGGUUGAUCGAUGCUAUAAAUACAUUCUUUAUUAAUGUGCCGAUUUUAGAACUGAAAAUUCCUUUCUGGAGGGUAUUUCCUACUUCAACAUUUAAUCGUUACAUAGAGGCUUUGGAUUCAAUACGAGAAAUAUGUCUCAAAUACAUCAAUAAAUCUAUGGAUAAUCUCAAUCUGGAAGCGAACGAUGAUCAGUUGUCCGUAAUGCAAAAGGUCCUUAAAAGGGAAAAUAAUGUCAAACUGGCUAGUAUUCUUGCGUUGGAUCUAUUUCUGGUAGGAGUGGACACUACUUCUAAUGCUGUAGCAUCUAUUCUGUAUCAACUAUCGAUUAAUCCGAAAAAACAACAGCUUUUGCAUGAAGAAUUGGAUAGGAUUUUGCCAAAUGCCGAUAGUAAACUGACCAUUGAUAAACUAGACGAGAUGAGCUAUUUGAAAGCUUGCAUCAAAGAAACCAUGAGAAUGUUUCCUGUUGUAAUAGGCAAUGGCCGGCAAACUUCAUCUGAUUGUGUUAUUGGUGGAUAUAACGUUCCGAAAGGUGUCCAAAUUGUAUUUCAACAUUUCGUGAUCAGUAACCAAGAAGAAUUUUUUUCCGAAAGCGAUAAAUUUCUACCGGAAAGAUGGUUGAAAGAGUGUCAAAUGACUAAAACCCAUCAUCCAUUCGCAUGUCUGCCUUUUGGGUUCGGCAAACGAAUGUGUUUAGGAAAACGGUUUGCUGAGUUAGAAAUACAGACCCUUCUGGCAACGGUACCACAGAGUCAUGGAAAAAGGCGGACAAGACAAAGAGUUGAUUGGAAUGCCAGGCGAGGCCAAGGCAACGUCCAAAUUGCUGAUGUCACGGAGUCGUUGAGCACUGAGAACUCUGGUUGGAAUUAUGAUAGGCCAUUGCGGUCUGAACAGACGCCUACAGCCACUUAGACUUGGUGAUAGCAUCGUAUGUCCACAAUGUGGAACGGCAGAGGAAACAUCGUAUCACCUUCUGGGAGUAUGUCACCACUGGUCGUCCAUGAGGAGGCGCCUGCUUAGGGCCUCCACACUCUCCUGCACGGAACUGUCUUCCCUAGAGUAGAGACGAAUCCUCGCCUUCGUCAGGGAGACGGGACGCCUGGGUGAUGAAGAGGAGGGGUAGUAAGGCGCGGUGGAUCGGGGAGAAUUGUGAAAAGGGUCUUUAAGGCCUGCCCGCCAACAUUCUCUCGUCCACUGCCGGAUAUAAGCCUCUCUUAAACAAAGCAUUUUAUUCGGUCUUGGGCAUCGUGGAUCCAGUUUGAAGAUAUAAUUGUCAAAUCGUCCGUCCAUCCAGUUGGCAGUGGUCCUCUGUCUGGACACUCUCAUAUAGGCCAGAUUAAAUAUCAAACGAAGAAUUACGUAGAAGAACAGAAGUUACGGAUACGACAGAAAGAUUCACGCAUUUAAAAUGUUGCUAAUGGUAAAGCGGGCUGACCACGUCGCUAGAGUAGACGAAUAUACAGACUACUUGAAUGACGCCCCAGAUAUAGAAAAUGUAUCUCCAAGUCAGAAAUUAAAUUUAAUUAAUCACA
Molecule: messenger RNA, 4699 nt
Organism: Dendroctonus ponderosae (mountain pine beetle)
Lineage: Eukaryota; Metazoa; Arthropoda; Insecta; Coleoptera; Curculionidae
Gene: CYP301B1
Product: probable cytochrome P450 49a1
Exons: 11
Coding region: 2439-4079 (546 amino acids)
Molecular function (GO): monooxygenase activity; heme binding; iron ion binding
Source: RefSeq, a predicted model, not a curated record